Bombyx mori (domestic silkworm) is the source of this 493-nucleotide messenger RNA. RefSeq lists its product as uncharacterized. The coding region runs from base 179 to 493 and encodes 104 amino acids. The transcript is spliced from 2 exons. The record is from RefSeq and is a predicted model, not a curated record. NCBI's taxonomy places the organism in Eukaryota, Metazoa, Arthropoda, Insecta, Lepidoptera, Bombycidae.
UAAUUUUUUUUUGGACAAGGAAAUCAUACGGAACAAAAGUCAGUAUAUUUCGGUGUGGCUCACGGUUAAACAUAGUCUCGCCCACGCUGCUCACGCGCCUCAGUCGUCGCUGGGUUGCCCAGUACCAUUUGCUUUCCCGACGCCUAUACACGCUCCAGGGUACCGAAAACAAAGCAAGAUGAGCCGUGUUGGAAGAACAAGGCGUACCCGCGUCUACGACUGCAACUACAACAAGGGCGAGAGCUACUACCGUCCCGUGCUUGACCGUUUGGACGGCAAAGCGCCUAUAGUUCGCGAACCCGAACGCGAAAGUAUUCGAGCUGAUGUCGACAACCGCAUCAAGAGCGCCCUGCACGACAUGGAAACACCCAACGAUGAACUGUUCGACUUCAGAGGUGCACGCGCCCAGCGCGGCAGACCUCUCUCUUCUGCCUUGGAAGACGAUGAAUUUAACGAAGACGUAAGUAUAAAACAUAGCCUAACGAAACCGUAA